AUGCAGGCAAGCCGAACUUCCUCCUCCAUCGGCGUGUUCACAGACUGCAGCAUCCCCGCGGGCGCGCGCCUCGGACCGGUACCUGGAAUCUUCCGCCUAGGGAAGUGCGUCUCAGACCGGAAGGAAGUCGGAAUCAAAAAGAAGGUGCGGAUGGUCAGAGGGGAAAUUGUAGAUGAAUGUGGUUCUGCAGUCACAGAUUGGAUUUUAUUAAUCCGAGCAGCAAGGAACAGCCAAGAACAAAACCUUGAGGCUGUGUCGGAUUUACCUGGCGGACAGAUAUUUUACCGUGCGCUCAGGGAGAUCCCGGUUGGAGAGGAGCUGAGUGUUUGGUACUCCGAGGGUCUUGCUCAGUGGUUCCACAUUCCCACAACUGCAACACCCACACACGACGAGAGAGGUGAAGAGCGUUACAUUUGCUGGUACUGUUGGAGAAUAUUCCGAUAUCCAAACACCCUUAAAGCUCAUGUGCAUUUUCACUGUGCGCUGAGCUAUGCACGCACCCCCAUCAGUCACGAGCAUGCACCACGAGGAACUCCAGACAACACCAACUUCAGCCGUUCACCCAAGUCGGGUGAUAUUCCCAGCGGUGCAAGCACCUCGCCCUUUACCAACAAGGCAGCAACAGCAGGAUUACCAAGGCGAGCCAGCCAGGAAGACCAGGACCGGGCACUUGACAUGAGUGUGACCUCAUCAUCCAGACACCACCACGGCCUGGUUGGUGGCAGCUCCUGCAUUGCAUUUCAGCCUGGCACCAGUUCGGCUUUCAUCCCUGCAGGACUUGGCAAAAUGUUCCCUCCGGGUGAUGAGGCCAGAAACGGAGACACAAAAAACAAUACAACACUUAGCUUCGGCAAACUCUCUCAGGUCUCGAAGGCCAGCCGCACUCCUGUCGACUCUGCGCCUCGAGGGUUUUCAUUAUUAUCUCAUUUUGAGGAGACCUCAGCUUUCAAGCAUGUCUCUCCCGGUACUCGUUAUCCUCACAUUCCAACCGGUUUCCCAUUUGAACGCUUCUCAUUACCACCAUCUUACAACAGAGACUGUAACAGCGUUCCUCUAGUGCCAUUCACUGUUUAUAAUGGAGAGCUGCUUUAUGGCUCGCCCUACUACCCAUUAAAGUUCCACCUCCUCCGCUACCCGGACCCUGUUUCCUCCUACUUUGGUGCUCCGGCACUUGGUGCAGAUGUUAACCCCACAUGCAGCCCGGUGGAUAGAGAGAUGACUGUCCAUGUGGAGAAAUCCCGAGCCAGACUGGAGCCCUUGCCAUCUGUGACACAUGCGCAUGCUGCAGUGGCGACGGGAGUUAACCCAGUCUCGGGAAAACCGAGGAAGGGUCACUUGUGUCUAUACUGUGGAAAGCUCUACUCCAGGAAGUAUGGACUAAAGAUCCACAUGAGAACACACACGGGCUAUAAGCCACUCAAGUGCAAAGUGUGUUUCCGGCCUUUUGGUGACCCGAGCAACCUCAACAAGCACGUUCGACUGCAUGCUGAGGGAAACACACCUUACCGCUGCGACUAUUGUGGAAAAGUGCUGGUGCGUCGGAGAGACCUUGAGCGUCAUGUCAAGUCCAGACAUCCGGGUCACCAGGGCCUGAAAAAGAAAUCGGCGGAGGAAGAAGAGCACGCUGAUGACCGCACUGAGGAGCCAAAGAGUGAUGAGGACACUGAUGUGGAUGUGUGCUUCACAGAUGAACAGAGUGACCCAGAGUCCAGCCAAAAAUAA
Molecule: messenger RNA, 1722 nt
Organism: Tachysurus vachellii
Lineage: Eukaryota; Metazoa; Chordata; Actinopteri; Siluriformes; Bagridae
Gene: prdm13
Product: PR domain containing 13
Exons: 4
Coding region: 1-1722 (573 amino acids)
Cellular component (GO): nucleus
Molecular function (GO): protein binding
Source: RefSeq, a predicted model, not a curated record